GCGAAUUCAUAUACUUAUUGUCGUAAACAACGCGUGCUCGUUUGCUCGUUGAUGAGGUAUAAAAUGAUAUUCAUAAUGCGAGCGCUACGUUUGUUAUGUUUAGUUUUAGCUGUAAUAAGUUCAUCGCUGGCCCAGUGUCCGUGGCACAAAGACGUUCCUGAUUUGCAAACGGCCUGCUUAUGUGCAUACAAUUUGGGUCAUGAGCUAUCUGUACAAUGUGAUCAGGUUGAUUUUCCACUAUUACUGGAAGCGCUUAAUCGGUUUGCACGUUCGACACCAAUCGAUUUACUGUACAUCAACAAUUCAACGAUUGAAAAAUUAGAAAAUAAUGUGUUCCUUAAUUUAAAUCUACACAAUGUACAAUUGAGCAAUUGUCAAAUAAAAGCGAUCGAAGAUGGUGCUUUCAAGGGACAAGAAAAACAUCUAAAAAAUUUAAACAUUCAAGACAAUUUAUUGGAGACCGUGCCACAGCGUGCGCUUCGCAUUUUGUCGAUUUUAAAUUUGUUGGAUUUAUCGAAAAAUCGAAUUACACACAUCGGUGAUAACACAUUUUUGGGUCUAUCGAAAUUGUCAACAUUGAAACUCAACGAUAAUAAUGUUACGCUAGCAUCCGGUGCAUUUCGCGGUCUUGAGCAAAGUUUAAAGAAUUUAAAUUUGAAAGGAACGAAACAGAAACGUGUACCUGAAUGUGUUCGUGGCUUGAAAACGUUGGCAUUUUUGGAUCUAUCACAAAAUGGUGUACGUGAAUUGCCCGGUCCAGGUGGUUUGCGCACCUUUGAAGGCUUGGACUCAUUGACCGCAUUGAAUUUAGAACGAAAUUUAAUUCAAACACUUAGCGAAACAUCGUUCGUUGGGGUACGAAAAACAUUGAGUUCGUUGAGUUUAUUGAACAAUUUAAUGGCCGAAUUUCCCGUCGGUGCAAUUCAUUCGCUGAAAGAGCUUCGCGUUUUAGAUAUUGGUUUUAAUUUGUUAACCACUUUACCGGAGACUGCUUUUCGUGGCAAUCCAAGCAUUACGUUGCUUGCACUUGAUGGAAAUCCAUUGCCAACAGUACCAGAAAAAGCAUUGGCACAUUUGAAUCGUACAUUGAGAGGCUUAUCGUUAGGUGGUCGUUUUCUCCAUUGUGACUGUAAACUGAGAUGGGUUGCAGAAUGGAUUCGUAACGGUGACUUGCAAGUAACAUCACGCGAACGAAAUCCACAAUUUUGUGGCUCACCGAAUCGAUUCCGUGAUCGUGGCUUUUACUCAAUUCAACCGGAGGAAUUGUCUUGUCCUGACAACGAUGUUGACUUAUCGGGUCCAAUCGGACUGAUUGAUUCGCUUAAACCAAAGACAAGCUCAACAACACAAACUCCAUCAUCGACGCUAACAACUACACAAACAUCUACUUCGAAUGCCGGCAGUAGCAGCACCAGUGGCAGCAGUUCAACAUCCAGCAAAGAAACAACAAAAGAAAGUACCACAAUUAGUUCAAGCACCGUAACAACAACCCCGUCUUCAACUGUAAAAGUUGUCACAAGCACAUCGACCAGCUCUACGCAAACGACGUUGAAACCGGCACUCAAAAAUAAUAACAAUAAUAAUUGGCGACAAAAUUCAUCGGCUAAGCAAAGACCACCGUUGGUGCUUGGUUUUCCAUCGGGUCGCGGAACUAGCCGUGCCGAGGAAGAUAAAGAAGUUCAAGUAAAGAAUGCAUUCCGUCAAGACAAUUCGGUUAUCAUACAAUGGGACUCGGAUACAACAAAUAUCCUUGGUUUUCGAGUGGUUUAUCGUCUUUUCGCUGAUAAAAGUUUCAAACAAGGACCACCAUUGGAAGCCAGUGAACGUGAAUUCAAAAUUAAAAAUGUUCCACCACAAGAGUGCAUUGUGGUUUGUGUAAUUUCAUUGGAAGAAUUGAACGUGACACCGGAUAGCGUACCAUAUUCGCAAUGCCGUGAAGUGCGAACAUUGUCAUCGCCAACAUCAAACAUGGAUAAAAUCACGAUUGCAGCAAGCGCAGCAAUAUGUGGUACAAUCAUUGUGGCUGUUAUUAUUUUCAUUGCGGCAGGAAGAAGACGAUCGAGAAAAAUGCAACACUUGAAUCAGCAAAAGAGUCCAUUGCCAAUAGCCGGGUUGCCAGUGAAUUGCUGUGGACCGAAUGGGAGUCCCGGACCACUUGGCUCAAUUGCAACAUUAUCCGCUUUCAAUCAUCAUAAGGAUUGGGAUCAAGUUAGUGCAUACAGCGGCAGAUCUAUACCGAGACCGAGAAUUUAUCCAAUGGAAAAUCAAAGCAUAAUCGGCGAUGACAUGCGAAGUCAUGUAUCACAUUUCUCUGGUGUGGUCGGAAAGGUUGCCAAAGCAAGAUCAAUUGCUGAUGGACAAUCGCAGCAUAGUUUCUCAAAUCAUUCACAUCGUGGAUACUUGAAUUCGGCAUUCCCAAGUAAUUUGGUGAAUUCACGGCCAGAAUUACGUCAAUCGAGACAAUCGUUGGCAGCUGCCUCUGAUCGUAUGUCACGUGCUUCAUACGCUGGAUCUGGAAUCCAUGGUGCUGCACAUAGUGUAGUUUCAAGUCGUAGAACAAGACCGAGAUCUCGAUCACGCGAUCAAAUGAAUGGAGCUCAUAUUCAUUCACAUCAUCGCCCGAGUAGUCGGUACUCGACGGCUGGUUCAACUCAUACAUUGAAUAAUUAUUGCGACACAUCCGACAAUUGGACAGAUCAUGAUAUGGAGAUUUAUAUGACACGCAAUGCCACAACACGUAACGGUUUGGUGCCAUUAUGAGAUCAACUUUUCCGAUGCAGAUGAUAUACGAAUACUUUGUUAAAAAUUUACAAUUUACCUGAAAUUUUCUGACAGCCGACCGAUUUCCAUACGGACCACAUAACACAAUCAUUCAAAUCAAUAGAACAAUUAUCAUUUAUUCAACCAAAUAGUUCAAUAGCAACAACAGCAGGAGCAAGUACUGCCAUUACACUAGCACCACCGACAACAUCAAUCACUACACACGACAUUGGUCCGAAUGGCGAGCACAAUGAAUUAGCUUUGUAUUUACUUAAUCGAAUUCCAGCCGGAAUUCAUGUGAUGCACAUUAUUGAAACCAGUUACUGUGAAACCGAAUGCUGUUUUCAAUAUGUGCGCACAACUAAAACCAAAACCAACUACGAUCCACACACCAUCAAUACAAUCGAAGUGUAUCGGGGUCGUCGUCCAAAUCAAAUAAACGAUGCAAUAAACGAAACAUACAUUUAAAGAAACAAA
Molecule: messenger RNA, 3237 nt
Organism: Contarinia nasturtii (swede midge)
Lineage: Eukaryota; Metazoa; Arthropoda; Insecta; Diptera; Cecidomyiidae
Gene: haf
Product: vasorin
Exons: 10
Coding region: 52-2760 (902 amino acids)
Molecular function (GO): protein binding
Source: RefSeq, a predicted model, not a curated record